UCAAUAAAAUCCCGGUAUCGGCGUUUCCCUCGCAUAUAAACCUCUCCAGACUUCUCUACUCUUCUUCUCCCUUCUUCUUCCUUCUUCCUUCUGCCUCCUCGCACUCAACAGUUUCACACAGAUCUCGCCAUCACCAUGCAAGCCCCAGUGCUCGUCCUCAAAGAUUCGUUGAAGCGUGAGUCAGGGAGUAAAGUACACCAUGGAAAUAUCCAGGCAUCGAAGGCUGUUGCUGACAUAAUCCGGACAACCUUGGGCCCUCGGUCCAUGCUCAAGAUGCUACUUGACGCUAGUGGAGGAAUUGUAGUGACUAACGACGGAAAUGCCAUUCUGCGUGAAUUGGAUCUUGCUCACCCUGCAGCAAAGUCAAUGAUUGAAUUAAGUCGCACACAAGAUGAAGAAGUAGGCGAUGGAACAACAUCUGUCAUUGUCCUUGCUGGUGAGAUGCUCCAUGUUGCAGAAGCAUUUAUUGACAAGCGCUAUCAUCCUACUGUUAUUUGCCGAGCCUACAACAAAGCUCUGGAGGAUGCUAUUGCUGUUCUUGACAAAAUAGCAAUGGACAUUGAUGUGAAGGAUCGUGCAACAAUGUUGGGGCUGGUCAAGAGUUGUAUUGGUACAAAGUUCACUAGUCAGUUUGGGGAUUUAAUUGCUGAUUUAGCACUUGAUGCCACCACAAUAGUCGGGGUGGACCUUGGCCAAGGUCUGCGAGAAGUGGAUAUCAAAAAGUACAUUAAGGUUGAGAAGGUUCCUGGUGGCCAGUUGGAAGAUUCAGUGGUUCUCAGAGGAGUAAUGUUUAACAAAGAUGUCAUUGCACCUGGAAAAAUGAGAAGAAAGAUUGUCAACCCAAGGAUCAUUCUUCUUGACUGUCCUCUUGAGUAUAAGAAAGGCGAGAACCAAACAAAUGCUGAGUUACUUAAAGAAGAAGAUUGGGGAGUCCUACUAAAACUGGAAGAAGAAUACAUCGAGAGCCUCUGCGUGCAGAUAUUGAAGUUUAAGCCAGAUGUGGUUAUCACAGAGAAGGGGCUUAGUGACUUGGCAUGCCAUUACCUGAGCAAGGCUGGCGUCAGUGCAAUCAGGAGGUUGCGGAAAACAGAUAAUAACCGAAUUGCUAAGGCCUGUGGAGCUGUUAUUGUUAACAGACCAGAUGAAUUGCAAGAGUCUGAUGUUGGUACAGGGGCUGGGCUAUUUGAGGUCAAGAAAAUUGGUGAUGAGUAUUUUGCAUUCAUUGUUGAUUGCAAAGAUCCCAAAGCCUGUACUAUACUCUUAAGAGGUCCUAGUAAGGAUCUCUUAAAUGAAGUGGAAAGAAACUUGCAGGAUGCUAUGUCAGUUGCAAGAAACAUCCUCAAAAAUCCAAAACUUGUUCCUGGUGGUGGUGCUACAGAGUUAACUGUAUCUGCAACAUUGAAGCAAAAGAGCUCAUCUGUAGAAGGUAUCGAAAAGUGGCCAUAUGAAGCUGCUGCUAUAGCUUUUGAGGCUAUACCACGAACUUUGGCUCAGAAUUGUGGGGUUAAUGUGAUUAGAACAAUGACGGCACUGCAAGGAAAGCAUGCAAAUGGUGAAAAUGCAUGGAUUGGCAUAGACGGAAACACUGGUGCGAUAACUGACGUGAAGGAGAAAAAGAUAUGGGAUGCAUACAAUGUCAAGGCUCAGACCUUUAAAACAGCCAUAGAAUCCGCUUGCCUACUUCUCAGAAUCGAUGACAUUGUGAGUGGUAUUAAGAAGAAGCAGCCUCCUGGUUCCAAAGGUCCUUCAAAGCCUCAAGUUGAGACAGAAGGCGACGCUGAUAAUGAGCAAAUGAUUCCCGAGUGAGAAUGGAGAAGACGAUGGGGGUCAGCGUGCUUCUUGAUUUGAAUUAAGUUUUGCUUUCAAGAAGAAAGAAAAGGAGCAUUAUGAGUUUGAUGAGGAUAUUUUGUAGGUUAUAACGAUACCUUUGACUUAGGUGGAGUGUGUGUUUGUAUCUUCUCUUUAUUUCUCUCUUGAUGUGGGGAAUGUUAUGUUAGCCUGCCAUGUCGUUUACUUGUUAGCUUGCCAUAUGUGGAAUGAUGCUUCUUUUGAGCAUUGUGAAUGACUUUAAUUUUUUGGUAGUGACUGAAAAGGGAGAAAGCAAAUCUUGGCUUUUGAUCUCA
Molecule: messenger RNA, 2123 nt
Organism: Pyrus x bretschneideri (Chinese white pear)
Lineage: Eukaryota; Viridiplantae; Streptophyta; Magnoliopsida; Rosales; Rosaceae
Product: T-complex protein 1 subunit gamma
Exons: 13
Coding region: 136-1806 (556 amino acids)
Biological process (GO): protein folding
Cellular component (GO): chaperonin-containing T-complex
Molecular function (GO): ATP-dependent protein folding chaperone; ATP hydrolysis activity; ATP binding
Source: RefSeq, a predicted model, not a curated record